Messenger RNA from Hylaeus anthracinus, 2323 nucleotides. RefSeq names its product ecdysteroid-phosphate phosphatase (gene Epp). The transcript is spliced from 4 exons. Gene Ontology annotation, molecular function: protein binding. Bases 133 to 1971 code for a protein of 612 amino acids. NCBI's taxonomy places the organism in Eukaryota, Metazoa, Arthropoda, Insecta, Hymenoptera, Colletidae. The record is from RefSeq and is a predicted model, not a curated record.
AACAAUUCGUCCACUAUUUAAAAUAGUAUUACAAAUAUCUCUGUUUCAAAUUUCACCUAGUAUUGCCUCAAAGCAUUUAUCGCAGCGCUGUUGGUAGCAACUAUCGGCAACUACCGACCGUAAUGUACCGUCAUGGCGACGUUACCGCCACGGAAAAAUCCGACUCCAACGAAAAUUUUAAAACAACACCUUACUCCGUUGCAAACGCUUUUGCAGUUAGGUUUUCCGAAACACCGAGCAGAGAAGGCACUGGCUGCUACAGGACAUCGAGGUGUUCAACUUGCAUCCGAUUGGCUAGUGGCUCACGUCAGAGAUCCUACUUUGGAUUCCGAUGCUCAGAGACAAUAUGUUCUAUACGCGUGCCCGACGGGUACAUUAGCCAAGCAUCUUACAAAAUUUUGGUCUGAGAGCAAAGAACUUACAUGGAAUGGUGCACAUAAUUAUAUGCCACAUAUUACUCUUGUGUCAUUCUUUAAUGCUCCGGACGAAUCUACGGAAGAAUUGGUAAAUGCCCUUGAGAAUAUAGUUAAUCAGGAUGUAUUGCCAGAUCACAUAGAGUUAGAAACCUAUGUGUCUCCCAAUUUUAUGGGUCUUUUUGUUAAAGAAACAAACGCGGAAUGGCUAAAAAAUAUUGCUAUUCGUUAUGUAAAUAAACUUACGAGUUUAGGCAUCUCCGCAGAGCCUCAAGUAAAGUCUUCCCAUCUGACGUUAGUUUAUCAAUUUCCUAGCAAUUUGUAUCAACAACUUCGUUUAAUGGUAGAGAAACUUACGCUUAGUUCUCCAGCUAAUUGGGAACUUAGAUUGUAUUCCAGAGAUGCUAGGCUACAGAAUGCACAUGUGCAUAAAGUGACGCAUCCUCACAUGCCUAGAGAACACGACGAAUUAGAAUUAAGAGUGGGAGAUUACAUUUACAUUCCAGAAGGGGCGUGUAGUAUAUCUACGGAUGGUUGGGUCGAAGGUGUUUCUUGGUUGACCGGUAUUUCGGGUCAUUUACCUUUGAAUCACACGAAACGCACAGCGGAAUCGGAUUCGUGGACCUUGCAUACUACCAUACAGCUUACAGACAAUAAAACUGAAAUUUUAGAAAAAGAAGAGAUACCAGUAACGCGAAAACCACCAGUAUUAUUGCCGAAUGAUUCUGCGGAUACUCCUGAUGGAAUAGCAACGACCAAUGAACCAAUCGAAGCUUCCGAAGCACCAUCGAGUUCCUCGAGGCAAAUUUUCAUUUGUCGCCAUGGAGAAAGAGUAGACUUUACGUUUGGAGCAUGGAUUCCUUACUGUUUCGAAGUAAAUGGCUCCUAUGUUAGGAGAGAUUUAAACAUGCCAAAAGAAAUACCAUCGAGAAAUAUACAAGAUUUUCAUAACGAUAGUCCUUUAACAACAGUAGGUGAAGUGCAAGCAAGCUUAGUAGGAGAAGCAAUGAAAUCAUCUAGCAUUAAAAUAGAUGUAGCUUUUACUUCGCCAUCGUUAAGAUGUAUCCAAACGCUGACUCACAUUUUAAAAGGAUUAGAUUCGAACAUUCCAAUGAAAAUAGAGCCAGGGUUGAUAGAGUGGUUAGCAUGGUAUCCAAAUGGUGUACCAGUUUGGAUGACAUCCGAGGAAUUAAUGAAAGCUGGUUUUAACGUAGACGAAAGUUACGAUCCAAUUAUUAAAACAAAAGAGCUUCCAUUAAAAGAGAAUGCAGCACAGUAUUAUGAUCGAAGUUACGAACUAAUCAAACGAAUUAUCGAAAGUACCGUAGGGAAUAUUUUAAUAGUAGCUCAUGCUGCUUCUUUAGCAGCAUGUACCAGACAAUUAACUGGUGGUAGAGUACCACCAGCUGCUGAAGUUACUAGAUUGGUUCAAAGAGUACCAUAUCUAGCAUGUUUAACGGCCCGCGAAGGAUUGGAUGGUUGGCAACUUCAUCCACCUCCGUUUCCACCUAUAACGCAUACCAGUAAUACCAGAUUUGAUUGGAAAGUGUUAAUGUAAAAAUAUGAUUAAUAUUUUUAAGUAAUGUUUCUCUCUUUUUGUCUUUCGAGAUACAAAAGCAGGCUAAUCGUGAAAGACUGUUAAAAUACAAUACACUUCUGUAACAUAUUCAUCGGUACGGAGGAUACGAAAAGAGAAUAAGUAUUAUAAUUAUUUUCUGGAUUGGGUUAUUUAUAAUGUGCAAAUUUUAAAAAUGCCAGUUCGUUAUUCGAUUUUUUAAGAAAUUAACAGUAGUAGGGGAAUAAAUACGGGUAUUGGCAUUUAAUUCUACCUUUUCUGUAGAAAAGGAUUUAAGUAAUGUGUAUUCUAAUCUUUAUAAAGAUUGUUCAAAUUACAUAUUUUAAUAUAAUAA